Molecule: messenger RNA, 2667 nt
Organism: Aphanomyces invadans
Lineage: Eukaryota; Oomycota; Saprolegniomycetes; Saprolegniales; Verrucalvaceae
Exons: 9
Coding region: 1-2667 (888 amino acids)
Molecular function (GO): ATP binding; ATP hydrolysis activity; protein binding
Source: RefSeq, a predicted model, not a curated record
AUGGCCAACUACACGUACGAUACGAAAUGGCAGUCCGCCAUGACCGAGCUCAACGAGCAAGUGCACAUUGAAGACCACACGCUGGACGUGGAAGACGGCCAGGAGGCGACGCCGCCGCCAGAAGUGUCCAUGUUGGAAGCGUUCCAGCACUAUGCGUGUCUGUAUAUCAAAUACGUUCAGAUUUUUGCCAAUUUGGAAGAGUGCUACGACCAAAUGGUGCAUCCUCAAAAGCGCAUCGACGUCAAGCAAAUCAUGGAACUUGUCAUGACGCGCGUCGUGGAGCUCAAACACGACCUGGUCAAGUGGAACCCGCCGAAUCCGGACGUCCGAACGACCCCCGAACGCAACUUUCCGUGGGAAUACGUGAAUUUGGACGACCUUCUCGUCGACUUGAAGCUCCCACCGAGCCUCCUGGAAGUCCCCGUGCCCAAGUAUUUCGUCGAGGACAGCAGCGCAGACCUCAAAAAACGGGAUCGGCUCGUGAAAGGGUACAUGAAGCUCAAGCUCGGCGUGGAUACGCUUCCAGUGGAAGUCGCGGAAGAGAGCGUGUCGCUGGCGGACACGAUGACGUUGGAUGAAGCAAUUCAAGUGAUCCAACGCAACGAACGCGGACGGCAAGGGAAGCAGCGCGGGGCGCUCGUGCGUGAGCUCCGCGAAGAAGAAAAGCAGCGACGGUUGUACGACAACGCUCAAACACCCGAGAUGGAGCCCGAGCUGGCGGCCGCCAAUAUCCAACGAGUGUUUCGCGGCCACAACUCCCGCGGGAAGGCCACGAUCGAGCGCGACGAGGAGCUCGUGUUCAUCGGGAUGAAGCCGCCGAAACAUGACAAAGCCACCGCGCUCGAGAUGGAAUUGUCCCUCGCCAAGAUUCGCCGCAAGACGUUGCAAACCGAAAACAAAGAAGACUACGAACGGUCGUUGAGCGAUGUUCAUGAGACUGUGAAAAACGAAGAAGGGCCGUUCAUGAAGGAAAAGAUGCUGGAGGAACGGCGCAAGUGGAUCACGGAUGUCAUGGCGCAAGGCCAGCUGCCCGAGGACAUGACGGGGUACUACUUAAUGAUCAACCCACCGCCGGUGGAAGCCGAGCCCAAGGAGGAAGAGGAUGCAAAGGGCAAGAAGGGGGACAAAGGCAAGAAAGGCGGCGAGAAGAAGGGGGACAAAAAGGGCAAGAAGGGGGACAAGGGGAAGAAAGGAGCGGGCGACGAAGAGGAAGAUGACAAGCCGGAGCGCCCGCCACCCCUCACAGGUCCAUCUGAACUGUGCACCAAACUCGCCGGCGGCGUCAACGCGUUCGAAAGCGUGUGGCUUGAACGCGACGAAAGCGAUAACUUUCAGCAAAAGUACGAUAUCGAUUUGGCAAAGGACGUUGUCCGUGGCCCAGUCGAGUGCCAAGUGCGCCAACAAGUCGACGACAUGCUUGUGCUGCAGCUGUCCAACAUCAAGGCGCAGCUCGAGGCGGCAGCCGCCGGGAAGAAAGGGAAGAAGGGCAAGAAGGGCAAGAAAGGCAAGAAAGGCAAAAAGGGUAAAAAGGACAAAAAAAGCAAAAAAGCCAAGCCAUUGCCCGGCGACAAGAUCGCCGAGCUCAAGGGCCGAACCCCUGACACGAUGCUGGCGAUCCUGGUGGAGCAAAAGCUCGUCAACAACGUAACGCCGUGCGCCGUCUCUGACUUUAUCGGAGAGUACAACUACCUCGGCACGGUCUACCAGAGCUCGGACCGGCGCGAUCGAUGGGGCAACUGGGUUCCCCAAGACCCAUCCGCCGCCCAACUCCGAGCCGCCAUCGUCGAGUAUUGCGUGUUGCCGCUCGGGUCGUCAGUCGUCCGCGCCAAGGUCAAGCACAUCCGUUCGAUUCUCUUCUACGGCCCUAAAGGAUCGGGCAAGACAAUGAUGGCACAAGCGAUCGCCCACGCAACAGGAGCACUCUUUCUCAACAUGUCGGCGUCCAACCUGGUCGGGAAAUUCCCAGGAAAGAACGGGCCCACGAAAGCCAUCCACAUGGUGUGGAUGCUUGCCAAGGCGAUGCAGCCGGCCGUGAUCUACAUCGACGACUGCGAGCAGAUCUUUGCACAGGGCAAAAAAAAAGCCACCGACGGCCCAGCGGGGUACCGCAAGGACCUGCUCACGUACUUGAAGUCGAUGGAUAUCCACGACCGCGUCUUGGUCAUCGGGACGUCGUCCAACCCGAUGGCGGGCGAAGUGAAAGACUUGAAAGCCUUUUUUGACAAGUUUCUGUACUUCCCGUACCCCGACUACCCGUCCCGCGUGCUCUUGUGGCGCUCGAGCAUUCAACAUGCCAUCCAGCACCAUUCGUCCUCGGGGAUGACACCCCGUGUGCCGGACGACUUGGACACGAGCACGCUCGCGCAUAUCUCGGAAGGGUAUUCGUCGGGGUCGAUUCGUCAAGCUGUUGAAAACACGCUGUCCGCGCGCCGCGUCGAACGCAUGGAGAAGCGACCGCUGCAAGAAGAUGAGUUCAUCGGGGCCCUUGCCCGGCAAAACGCGACGUUCGCUGACGACCAUGAAAAGUUUAAAAACUUCACGGCGCAAGUCACGGGGCUCAAGGAAACCCGCGACGCCAUUCGCAAGGCGUUGGCUGGGGACGCCGAAGGGGCCGACGACAAGGACAAGAAGGGCGGCAAGAAAGGCGGAAAGAAAGGCAAAAAGUAG